UCAACACAAGUUUGGGCGAGGCGGCCAUAGAGAGUUCCGGGUCGGGACAAUCGCGGAAAGCAGCGUCCGAGAGUUAUGGAGAGUGGCGGAGGCGCCUACGGAGCCGCUAAAGCGGGCGGCACGUUUGACCCGUGGCGUUUCUUGCACCAGCCACAGGUCAUUGCACGCAUUUUGAGCGCGGUGUUUGCACUCAUUGUCUUCUCCUGCAUCAUUGCGGAAGGUUACACCAACACCCACGCUUCUGACAAUCUUUACUGCAUCUUUAAUCAUAAUGAGGAUGCCUGUCGUUAUGGUAUCGGCAUUGGCGUGGUUGCCUUCCUGGCUUGUGUAUUUUUCUUUAUGGUUGACAUCUACUUCCCACAGAUCAGCAACGCCACUGAUCGCAAGUACCUUGUUAUGGCCGACUUAGCCUUCUCAGGUCUUUGGACAUUUUUGUGGUUUAUUGGCUUCUGUGUGCUGACAAACCAGUGGGCAUCAACAAAGCCCGAAGAUGUAAAAAUUGGAGCUGAUUCUGCCCGUGCGUCGAUUGCCUUCAGUUUCUUCUCCAUUUUUUCAUGGGGAUUCCUGAUUGCCUUUGCACUUCAGCAUUACCGUAUGGGCGUCCAAGAUUUUGACCACAGUUACAUUGACCCAGCUCCAGGUCCUGUGCCUCCAUACUCCAGUUACCCCAAUGUCAGUCAUGAGAGCUACCAGCAGCCACCCUUCACUCGCACUCCAGAGAACUCUGAAGGCUACCAGCCUCCACCUGUGUACUGAUUGCUACUAACACUGUUCAAAGCAGCUGGCAGGGAUAGCCACCCUAGUGCAAUGUAUUCAUUUAUUGGGGUGGGAACUGUGUCUACUGUGAAACGUAAGGGUGCCGCAACCAAGAGGGUGUGUUGUGCAUGUAUAUGUAUUGGGUUCUGGGAUAUUCUGUCAUUUUAAACUAUUUCCAAAACUUGCUUCUUGCAGAAAAAGCUUUCUUUCGAGGGCACAGGAAGCUUGCUUUCUGUCCUGUGUGUGACUUGCAAGGAAUUAUUAAUUGCUGAAGUGGCAUUGACUGCUUGGUUUUCUUGCCGCUGCAGCUAACUCUGCUGCUUGCUGAAAAUAGCUAGAGGCAUUCUGCAGGAAAGGAAGACUGCACUUCUACUGUACUUGCCCCAGUGGAAUCCUUGCUGCUGCUGUUCAAGUGGCAAUCUGCCCAGUGCUGUUACACCUGUGCCUUGGUGUGCUUGCUGAUUUUGACCAUUCCAGGCCCCAGAUGGGUCUGGUGCUCCUGUGGCUGUGGUGCUGCCCUUCUACACUAAUACAUCUGCAGUGCUUUCCUUCUGUCAUUUCAGCUGCUGAUACCAAAGCCAAUUAAAAGUGUUUGUAGAUAAAGCUUUGGACAUUCUGCAUUAGUGAUUCAAUUGGAUUUACCUAUCUCAUACCUUUUCUUUGGUUCAAAGUGGGAAGGACCUGGCUCCUUGAAGCCUGUGAGACCUGUUCUAGUAGUGACCUACAGGUCCUCAAUAAUUUACUAAAGGAAGAUAAACUCACCUUUACAAAGCUUCCCUAAAUCACUAACAGUAGGAAUGUGCAUGAAAUGGAAAAUAGGUUGUUUUGAACCUUUGUAUUCUAGAAGCUCAGAACCUUUGGAUAGGCAGAAGCAAUAGCCACAAUACUUGUUCUGCAUUUUGAUCAAAGCAAAAUCCAGAGGAUUUUUCAGGCAAAUGGAGUAAUAGGCAUGUUGCCCUUCUUCCCCCCGCCCCUGGCUUGGGCACUAGCCGCCCUUUGAGUGCCCACUCUUCUUUCCCUCCUCUCAACUACAGUCAGUGCCAAAGCAUGGCAUGUCCCAUCACCUCACUUGCCCUGAUCUUCCCAGCAUCUCACAUCCCCUGCCCCAAAGCACUGCAGAUCCCCCCCACAAUCUUUGCAGUACCUUCCCUUCCUCCCUGAUGUGACUGCCAGCCUCUGCAUGUGGCACCUCUUACCCCAUCCCAAACCAUCUAUAUUUCAGUCCACACCUGGAACAAAACAGACCCCAUUUUAGUGUAUAUACAGACCAAAACAUCCAAAAUUGGUGUAUUUGAGUUCAGGCCCCUAAAAAUGGCUGUUCUGUACACCAAAUGUUUUACACAUCCCCAUUAACAAGCAUUUCAGAUAAUGGCCUUUUUGUAUCCAUAGCCUGUGGCUGUUGACACUGCUGUUUCCUAAUUGCCAAACUUCGUGCAUUUAGUCUCACAAAUGCUGCAGUCUUUGGGCGUGAAGUGUUUAAAAUCUUUUGUCGUAGUAGAAGCUACAUUAUUUGCAUCCCUUAGAAUGUAUGAAUUUUGCUGUACCCUUCUAUAAUUUUAGGGGAGAGGAUGAAUACUUUGAUUCAGAGGGAUUAAUAGCUGGGCAAGGGUAUACUGUCUAUAGAAAAACAGUGGAGUUUUUAAACAGCAUGAGACCUUUUAGGCUAGCCUUUAUUGCCUGAGCUGCUUUUUGUCUGGAAAAAACAACACACUAGUAGUUUAUAUGCCUGGAUUUAUAUUCCUUAUGUAGUUUUUGUGUGAAGAUAAUCUGUACUGUUUAGAAAUAGCUAGGGUAAGACUAUUGGCAGUAGUUAGUUUUAAGCUUCCCAGGGAAAACGAUUUUGGCACUUUCAGCUUUAACUCCCCUUCACUGAAUGUCAUACAUAUAACCUUUUCCCUGCUAGUGGCUCUAAGUCACUUUAUUAUUAUUAGGGCAAUAUAAUGCCUGUUACAGCAACACAAAGUGGCUGGAUAACUCUAGAAGACAUUUUAAGUCAACAGUGAGGAUCUUGUCAUGCUGAACUGUUUAAGAUUAGCUGCAUAGCUAUCUGGUACUAUCUUUUGCAGUAAAAUUAAUCUCACUUUAAGUUUUAUUUGUAAGGUCUAAAUAAAACGUAAAAGUGAGAUUUUUAUUUAUUCAAUGCAUCAUUAGUUAAAAUCAACCCUUCAAUUACCACUGCAGAAGACAGUACCCCUUCUGCUCCUGAGAGAACAGAAGCAGGACACUCUGAGGACGUUUCCAGUGCAAAAGGAUUAAAUUUACUCAAAUAGAGGAAGUGCUGAUAUUCAUCACAGCAGUAAAACCAAAAUGCUAGACAGUAUACUAGAAAGUACAUAAAGCAGGAAUAUAUUAUAUAAACAAUGACUGAUAUAUUAGUAGCCAGUUUAAUAAAUUAGGAAAGCAAAAGUUGUAGAAAAUAGAUUUAAGUCAAUAAUGCAAGGAGUCAAAUCUCUACACAGAAAGGUUAGACAGCAAUUAAAGGCCUGAUACACUUUCUCCAGCCCUUACAAUUAUUCUGUAAGUUAGCAAGUCUCUACAGCUACUUUGCAUAUCCCAGAUGUUUAAUUACAGGCAGAUACAGAGUACCAAAUAUGUAUUUUGUUCAGUUAGCCUAUUCAGUCUUUAAAGCCCAACAGCCUGCUCCACUGUCAGCAAACUACCUAUUGAAUAAAGUAAGGAUUUCCACCACCCCCCAAAAAACCUGAUUUCAUGGAUUUGGAGAAAUGAUGUUUCAGUUUCAUAGUGCAACCCGCUGUUAAUAAAUGUCGCCUACCUCAGCUAUUGUGGCCGUUAAAACUCUGAAUUAAACCGUUUGGGGAAGUUUUGUGCAAGAGGAAAUGCCACUAAUGACAUUACAAAAUCUUCCCCCUAGAGACUAAAGAACCAGUGCAUCAGUCUGCAGCUCUUAGCAUAGAACAUCCACAUUCAUAGCAUGUUACAGUAUCCUCAAGCGUUGUUGCUCCUCAUAAAAACAACUCUUUCUGGUGUCUUGGAGGAACAUCAGUUUAACAAUAUAAAGAAGGCCAGGAUUGUUUCUCUUAAAUCCACCUAGGAAUUGGAUCCCUUGCUUCCUUUCUUUAAUUAGAUGGACUCCAUUGCAUGAUCUGAUGGGUAGACAAGACUUUUCUGGAGGUAUUAAUGUUCAGCUGUUUAUUCCCACCUGGUAGGUUCUCUUUGUUUUCAGAUGUCAACUGUUGGUUCUUGAAAUAGCAGGCCCGGCAGACUGAGUGAUAUUUGUCUGCCCCUCCUAUUACUUCCACCUAGUAGGAUAAGGAGGAAAUUUAAAAGUAAAACAUUCUGCUGUUCUUGAUCCAUAACAGGCACACUUCUCACACAGGUAGAUGGGAAUCCUUUAAAGAAAGGGAAAGCUCUAACUGCAGUCUUACCUCUUUCUCUGUUCCCAGCCUUUUUGUAUAAGAGGCCUCACGAUAACACUCCAUACAAACAGCGUUUAGUUUCACCACACACUCUGCUAAGGGGACUAGCUGUAAGAUGUUCCCAAAAGCCUGCAGUGAAACCAUGAGAUACUUUGUAGAUCUGGGGCAUAAACUAUCCAGGAAAUACAAUUAGGAAUUUAAAGUAAUUUACCUUCCUCUGAAACGUUCCAUCAAGGGCUGCCACAAUGACAGUUUUCCCUUCAUUGGCCAUUGUCUCACAAAACUCAAUUAUAUCUGGAAACUAAUUGGGAAAAUUAAAAAUGCACCGUUCCUUCAUACCACAGUCUUAGAAACGAUGUCUGGGACACCAUCAUUUUGUUAUGAAUAAAGUUAGUGAUGUUCUUCCCAAAAGCUAAGAAUUCUGCUGCUGAAGAUCUAUUUAGUUCACCAUUCUGUUCCGACUGGUACAUCAAAUGCCUCUAGGAAGCUCACAAGCAGGACAGGAGGUCAACACAGCCUCCCACUGAUCUUCCCCAGCAAUUAGUAUUUCAGAUUACUAAAGGUACUUGUAUAAGUUAUCCCCCAUAAACAGCUCUAAUCCUCUUUUAAAUAUUUCCCUUUUUUUGCAAUUCUAUCAUUCAGCUUAAUUUCUAGGUCUUACAGUUCAAAAGAAUGAACUUGCACACUUCUACAUUAUCCCCCCAUUCAACCUCUUUCUUACCAAAAGAGAGCCAAAUUGUAUACAUCUGAGGGGUUUGUGUGCUUUUUUUAACCCUAUGAUGCUCUUUUUGAGAUGAAUUGAUCAAAAUUCUACUUGUACUUCCAAGUCUGGUUGCACUCUCAAUUUGUUUAUAGAUUAUGACAUUAGAAGCAUUUAUACGGUAUUCAUAGCACAAUCUUAACCAUUUGCUAAGAACCAAGUCCUACUGAGUUUACUGGGGCUUACCUGCCAGGCUAAGCAGGCAUAGGACUGAAUUUUAACUAUUCACAUUUAAAAUCAAGGCAAGAGAAUAUAAGGAUCUAUCAUAUUGUCACUGUUGCUCAAUAUGUCUUCUCAGAAGUAAUCUCAAUGAACAAAAUGGGUCUUACCCUACAUAAGCGUGUAUAGAAUUACGAUCCAAACCUCUGUUAAGCAUGGAAACAAUUAUUAGUACUUGACAGUUCAUUUAAACGUUCAGGUGUAAUAUAAAAACUUACAAACUGGCCUUCAUCAAUGCCAACCACAGCAGAAUUGAGAGCCUCCUGCUGUACAUCUUUGAGGUAACAAGCUGACAUGGCCUCCAUGGUGUUUCUGUGCAGAAAAACAGUAAGUAUCUGUUGCAGGGUAAAAACCUAUUUAAGGGUAAUUAUUUCCAAAUGCCAAAUCCUGCAGAUUCUCUUUUAAGACAGUUCUUUGAAUCCUAAAUACCAUGUGAUAGCAAACAUUUCACUGAAGAUAGUUUCAAAUAAAAGAUGUAGAAAAAUG
Messenger RNA from Candoia aspera, 5598 nucleotides. It is a transcript of the gene SYNGR2, whose product is annotated as synaptogyrin 2. The record is from RefSeq and is a predicted model, not a curated record. The transcript has 4 exons. The coding region runs from base 76 to 756 and encodes 226 amino acids. Lineage: Eukaryota; Metazoa; Chordata; Lepidosauria; Squamata; Candoiidae. Gene Ontology annotation, cellular component: neuromuscular junction; synaptic vesicle membrane.